Ceutorhynchus assimilis (cabbage seed weevil) is the source of this 1131-nucleotide messenger RNA. The record is from the annotation of a GenBank genome assembly. Lineage: Eukaryota; Metazoa; Arthropoda; Insecta; Coleoptera; Curculionidae.
ACCAAUUACCAAGUCAUAAUUACUUCUUUUUUACGCACCAAUUGACAAAUAUAAUUUAAGCGACUGUGUAAACAGUAUUUGCAUUAGUUCAAAUAAAAUUAUGGCUCCUAAACCCGAAGAAACUUUCUCGCCGACUGGUGUUCUUUAUGAAAACGACGAAGUAAUUAUAACUGAGAAAAUACCAGAAAAAUCCACCACUACCACGGGCAAGCAAGAAAUAAUAUGGAGCAACCUAAUAAUACAAAUAGUGAUUCAUAUAUUUGCCCUAUGGGGUUUGGUGAGAAUAUUCACAUCCGCAAAACUAACCACUACAAUUUAUGGAUUUAUCAUUUAUGAAAUCUCUAUGAUGGGAACAAUGGCUGGAGUUCACAGAUUGUGGGCGCAUAGAACCUACAAAGCAAAAUUACCCCUAAAACUUCUACUAGCAGUUUUUGCCACAUUAGCAGCACAAAAAUCCAUAAUUGACUGGGCUAGAGACCACAGAGUGCACCACAGAUACUCUGACACCGAUGCCGAUCCUCACAAUGCCAAACGCGGCUUUUUCUACGCCCAUUUCGGUUGGCAGUUUAUGAAAAAACACCCUGAAGUGAUUAAAAAAGGCACUUCUGUUGAUUUUUCCGAUUUAUUCGCAGACCCUAUUCUCAGUUUCCAGCACAAACAUUAUUGGCUCUUGCAGUUUACGUCAUACCUUCUGCCAGCUUUUAUACCGAUGUUAUUGUGGAACGAAACAUUUUUCAAUGGUUUUUGCAUAAACUGGUUGCGUUAUGAACUUGGAAUCCAUUCUACGUUCUCGAUAAACUCGUUUUCGCAUCUGAUGGGUCAUAAGCCAUAUGACAAAUAUAUUGGUCCAACAGAAAACCUCUUCGUGUCCAUAAUAUCUCACGGAGAAGGUUGGCAUAAUUACCAUCACACGUUCCCCUGGGAUUACAGAGCUGGCGAAAAAGGUCAAUGGAACCCUGCAUUAUAUUUCAUCAAUUUUUUCGCCAAAAUUGGUUGGGCUUAUGACUUGAAAAAAGCAAACGCAGGGUCUGUUGAAAACAGAUUGAAAAAGACUGGCGAUGGAUCUCGUCAAUGAAGACUGUUAAAAUUUAUAUAUUUUUUUGAAAAUAAACUUAUUUCUUUUUUAAAAUA